AUUUUUGGUGAUUCCGGCCCAACUGAGAGAGAGAGAGAGAGAGAGAGAGAGAGAGAGAGAGAGUACUGAGACGGAUAUGAUUCCACCAGGGUUUCGAUUUUACCCAACAGAAGAAGAACUGGUCUCAUUUUAUCUGCAUAACAAGCUUGAAGCAAGGAGAGAGGACCUCCUACGGGUUAUGGACCGCCUUAUACCGGUUCUUGAUAUAUACGGGUUCAAUCCAUGGGAGCUUCCGCAAUUUUCAGGAGAUUUGUGCCAUGGAGAUCCUGAAGAAUGGUUUUUCUUCAUUCGAAGGCAAGAAAGCGAAGCCCGUGGAGGGAGGCCGAAGCGACUCACAAGUAGUGGAUAUUGGAAAGCUACUGGCUCUCCUUCUCCUGUUUACUCUUCCAAUAGUAAUCGUAGCAUUGGCGAGAAAAGAACCAUGGUGUUCUACGAGGGAAGGGCUCCAAGAGGACGAAAAACCGAGUGGAAAAUGAACGAAUUUAAGGCUAUGGAAGAAGAAGCAGAAGCAUCGUAUUCAAAUGGUGGACAUCCAAGGCUAAGGCAAGAAUUCAGUUUGUGUCGGGUUUACAAGAAGUCCAAAUUCGUGCGAGCAUUUGAUAGACGGCCAUCAGGAGUGGAGAUGGGUACUGAGAUGAGAGCUCAAGCAACCCCCGGCACCGAGGUCACAUCAUCACCUCAUCAAAACCCUUCAACGGCGGAGACAGUACCAUGCUCGCAUGAUAUUUUAUCCUUAGGAGACCAUGGCCAGACCUUCCAAACUGGAGAAAGUAGUUACCUGGCAAGCAUCGAUACUGAUAAUCAACCUAUUUGGGACUGGGAGCAAUUAGAAUGGUGCUACAGUGACAGGGACAAUAUUGAAAAAGUCCAAUCCGCAUAGCUAAAGAAAAGGAAGUAGUCUUGUACGUAUAUGGACAUCAAAAACAACUUCACGUUUCAUUUUCAUAUGUAAUUAUUAUCUAUAAUAUCAAUUACAUUUCCACACACACACGCUCAUGGAACAACUUCAGAACUGGGGAAGUGUUCUUAUCGUUGUAUUUUUCUUUCAAAUCAUAGUAUUGUUUAUAGUGCUCUCUCUGUAUGCGUGGAUGUAUAAACAGCUUUGUUUAGUAUGUGUAACGAGGAUUUAGCUAUUUCACUCCAGAAUGAUUAAUUCGUUACGA
Molecule: messenger RNA, 1163 nt
Organism: Populus nigra (black poplar)
Lineage: Eukaryota; Viridiplantae; Streptophyta; Magnoliopsida; Malpighiales; Salicaceae
Product: NAC domain-containing protein 90-like
Exons: 3
Coding region: 77-880 (267 amino acids)
Biological process (GO): regulation of DNA-templated transcription
Molecular function (GO): DNA binding
Source: RefSeq, a predicted model, not a curated record